CGGGAGCAGAGGGCCAGACCGCAGAGCUCUUCCGGAGGCGGAUAAUCCCCUCAUCUCCUCACGCAGUUCCAGAAAGGAUUUGCUCUGACUCACCUACAGGAGGACACCUUCUGGCAGCUGCUGCAGUUUACCACUAUAGGAGAACCCUGGAUGUGCGCAAAUAUGGAUCCUUGCGUCUCCCUUUGCGCCUUGUGGUGUAAAUAGAGCAAUUUACUGAGUGGAUAAUGUGGCAGCUGCUGCCUGGGAGGAACUAUUGAAGUCUGUCACUUCUUUAUAAACAGUCAUCAUUUCGGCAGCAUGUCGCUGACGCUCAGUCUGGCUUUAGGUGUAACUGUUCUCUGGCGCAUCAGCGGCGAACCGCUGACUCCUUCAACUGCGACACAUUUAAACUCAACAUCCACCUCCGUCAUCCAUGAAGGAGUGACGAGUAAAAACGCCACGGAAGAUGCUUUGGGAUCCCCGAUGUCACCUUUGAUGACUUACCUGCCAACUCUAAAAAACGUCGUUAUUUUGAUCUGCGUGCUGACAGCUGUCCUCAUCACAUGCCUGGUGAUCAAAGUGAUCAGAUCUGGCCGAAAAAUCAGGAAAACACGAAAAUACGACAUAAUUACCACACCGGCAGAGCGGGUGGAGAUGGCUCCUCUGAACGAGGAGAACGACGACGAGGAUGACUCCACUCUGUUUGAUGUCAAAUACAGGUGAAUCCAACUUGGGACAACUGUUGUCUUUCUAACAGUUUUUUCCACCUCAACCCAACGUCAGUGAUUUUGCCAUCAAAGUGUCGUCAUGCCAACGACUUCUGCAGCUUGUGUUUUACCUGCGUUGCAAAUGAACAGAUGUCAUUGUCUACUGUAAUGCAAGGAUUGUUUCAUCACGCUAUCUAGAUAACUUGCUCAGUGUUUCUUAAAUAAGACAUCAUAUGGAUGGAACUCCUCCAUCAAACUUGAAAUGGUUUGGAGUUAUCCUUUCUAAAAAACUGUCCUCUUCAUUAUGACUUUAAUCUUUGGAUCUUGUUCAACCCUGAACUGAUGUAUUAUGAUCUAAGCUGGAGGUUAAAGGAAACAAAUUUAUUUCCUGCCAGUGAGGGUUUUAAAAAGAUAAGAAGCACAAAAUGUUGGUUUCUACAAACCUCAAAUUGAACUUGUGAGCUCCACUAUUAUAUUUAUGUUUUACCCACUAACCAUCUGAUUGUGAAUAUAUACUGUUAGUUUUUUUUUAUUUUUUUUAUUUCAGAUUCAGUUUUGGUUUGCUGCUAUCGAGCUGAUCUUAGUCAGUGUUUUAAAGCUGGACUUCAGAAUACCCUCAGGAUGUCUGUUAAAGUGUGUUUGCUGAGAAUGUGAAUGCUGUCUGCCGUCAUUGAAGCUGUUUAACCAGGACUGAUCUGCUGGAGCUGUAGGUUCAGUGGUUAAAAUAACACCAUGACAACAUGUUGCCAGUGUUACAGAGUCAAAACAAUUUAAACAUCUCUCAGUUAGGGUCCUGAAAUCUGAUCUCUCUUGUGUACAUAAAAAAAAGGUAUUUUCUAGAGCCUUUCAAGAAAUCCGCCUUUAGCUUGCAGCAUAUUUUCCCACAGAAGAGCCUUUAGUUUUGUUAUUGCUUAAUAAUUUGCUAAAACAAAUAAAAACACAUCUUUUUUUUUCUGAAACUACAAUAAAAAUGUACACUGAGAAUAAAAACACUCCCCUAUAGAAUUUCGGACUUUAAAAAGCUGCAGCUUAUUCUGUUUUGUAUACAUUCAUGUCAGUGAAAUCACGAGGCGCACAACGAAGCCAAUAAGCUGGCAUUGCUAAGCAUCAUAGCGGACGAGUGACUUGACAGAUUUAAGAACCUAAGUUCAUGUCUAUCUGAUUACAUAUAGUCCAGUUUCCCCACUCAUUUAAUUAGGAAAUGUUUCUUGGAUAGCCUUAAAUAACUUUGUGUUGACUAGCAACUAUUUUCACCAGCGCCCCAUUUUACAAACCAGGGUUAGAGGUCAAAUCGUGCGUACCCUGGCUUUUCUGUUGCAGGAAGCUAGGAAGCCAUUCACCUGAGUACAAUUUUGACGACCGUAUGAAACAACCCAGCUCAGUUUGGACAAACUCUAUGCAAUAUUUCCUACUUUUUAAGCUGAGAACUGCACAAGGAAGUGUUGAAAAUGGCGUCGCCUUUUCUGGACAAACUUGUUGAGAUCCGAGUGCAGAUACUCUGGAGAUAUCUAUGUCAGGAUGAGGUGCUUAGAAUAUCUCUUGCUUAAAGACAUUGGAUUUUAGACAUUGGCACUUAAUAAGAUUAAUUUACCAUUUUCAUGUUCUUAUUAACGUUAACAAUAUGGAAUUAACAGUGUCAAGAAGGCCUGUAAUACAUUACAUGUUUGGGGAAUCACUCAGCAAUCAUUUAUGCCUGGUAUGGUACACCUUGAGAUAUUCAAUGCAUACACAAAAAAAUGUGAUGCCCACAUUGUAAAACUUUCUGAAAAGGAAUUUGAAAAGACAUUUAUUUGCAAACACAACAUAUAAAUAUAAAUUUUAUGGGUCAAUAUUAAAUCUAUAUUAAUGAAAUGUAUUUCUAGAGCUGAUAUCUAUAUAUAUAACUGUUACAUUUAUGGGUAAAUCUAUAUCUUGUAUCUAAAUUUUACAACUAAUAAAUACAAACCUUACAUCUAUAUGUUGAAUCUAAAUAUAUAUCUUGAAUGCUGGGUAGAUUUACAUUUAUAAUAAAAUAUAAACACUAACUUUUAUGUGCCACUCUAUACGUGACAAUCGUCCUCUGUCAUUUAAAAAAAACAUAAAAUUCUGUUUACUUUUAAUUGUUUAAUAAAAUCAUAAAGGACACAACUGGACACCUGAUAAUUUCUUUAAAAACACUUUGUAAUGUAAAGCUUUAAUCUAAGUUAAAUGGAAAGAGGUGGUUUCGUAUCUAUUUCCUGUGCUGUUUUCACAGUUAAAUCUCGUAGAUAAACCAACUGAAGCUGCUAUCUGCCCUUGUUUUGGUUUUUUUGUAUUUCAGUUUUUCUAAAUGUUUUUAGAAAGAAAAAUAAACCACUAAACAGAUAACAUCCCGUGGCAA
This is a messenger RNA of Cyprinodon variegatus (sheepshead minnow), 3045 nucleotides long. It is a transcript of the gene fam174b, whose product is annotated as family with sequence similarity 174 member B. The record is from RefSeq and is a predicted model, not a curated record. The transcript is spliced from 3 exons. Lineage: Eukaryota; Metazoa; Chordata; Actinopteri; Cyprinodontiformes; Cyprinodontidae. The coding region runs from base 298 to 702 and encodes 134 amino acids.